AUCAAAGAGAACCGUUAAGCGGACCGUUAGGUCAUCUUUAUCCUGCUACUAAGCUUCAACAAUGACCGACCAGCUUUGCAAACUUUUCGUCGGUGGUCUGAACGUGGACACCGACGACGAUGGCCUGCGCAAGCACUUCGAGCAGUACGGUAUGCUCACCGACUGCGUGGUCGUGGUGAACAAAGCGCUGCUGCGGUCCCGCUGCUUCGGCUUUGUCACCUACUCCACGCCGGAGGAGGCCGACGCUGCCAUGGCGGCUAGGCCUCACACCGUCGACGGCAACAUGGUCGAGGUGAAGCGGGCCGUGGCGAGAGAAGACGCCAACAAGCCAGAGGCCCUCGCAAAGGUGAAGAAAAUAUUCGUCGGUGGUUUGAAAGACGACAUCGAAGAGGAGCACCUGACCGAAUAUUUCUGUACCUACGGCCAGAUCGAGAAGGCCGAAGUCAUCUCGGAGAAGGAGACCGGGAAGAAGAGGGGCUUCGGCUUUGUUUAUUUCACCGACCACGACGCGGCCGAUAAAGCCGUCGUGGUGAAAUUUCACACCGUCAAUGGACACAAAGUUGAGGUGAAGAAAGCCCUGACGAAGCAGGAGAUGCAGGCGGCCAAUAGAGGCGGUAUGGCACCGAGAGGCAGGCCGAUGCGAGGCAUGAGGGGAAAUCAAAAUGGCUACGGCAGCAGGGACUACGGCGGAAACUACAACUACGGAAAUGGCGGCGGCUACAACUGUGGCGGUGGCGGCUACGGAGGCUAUGGCGGACCAGGUUACGGGUACGGAGACCAGGGAAGUGGCUAUGGCGGUGGAAACGGCUACAACGAGUUUGGCAGCGGCUAUGGUCAGCAUUCAUCCGGCUACGGUCCCAUGAAGCAGCCGUUCAGCGGGCAGAGGAGCGGGGCUCCCUACACCAGAGGCGGCGGCGGUGGCCUACCCGAGGGGGGGCUACGGCGGCUACUAGACGAGCCGGCACUCAUCGACCACCCCCAUCCCCCUCAUAAAUUACCUCCAGCCAGGAUUUGGACGUCAAAAUCAAAUUCAGUAACGGGGCGUCUGCCGUGAAAUCCAACAAUGGCAGAGAUACGGACACAGAGACCCCCCUAAUCACCAGACCUCAAAAACCCAAACAGGUUGCUACGGUAACCUGGGCACGAGGACAUCACCCCUGAAAAAGGAUGGGGUGUGUCUCCACGCCGUCGGGGGGACCAGAGAGUGGUUGUCCCUUCUCCCCCUCAGGUGAUGUCAGUUUUCACAAAGGAUUGCCCACAUUGUGGUCAUACAGGGGUUUUAUUCUGAAAGGUUUUAAUGGAAACUUGGUGGAUUAUGAAGUUUUGGAGAAUUUUGAUAACACAGUGCCCUGGUGCGAUCUUAAAAUUUCUUUCUCCAAUGAUCAGCACUAAUGGCCCUGUGAUGUAGUAUUAUGGGCUGAUUAUUUGCCUCUUUUAACAGACCUAAAUAUACUGAAACUAGAACAUCUUUUUAAUAAAUCACCUUUGAGCAUAAGACUUUUAGGAUCAUUUAGUCAAGCUGCUGAUGACCUGGGAGAAAGAAUUUGCACUUUGGGCACUGUGGAUUUCAAAAUACAAUAAACAUUUAUGAUUAUAAUGUUUGUCUUGUGUUUUUAAUAAGUCUGCAGGCUUUAACAAUAAUACAUUACAUUUAAGAGCAACUUUGAGAUCAUGUUGAAUCACAUAAGAUCAAUAAUAAAAAAUGCGAUUAGCAGUAAAGCACCAGUUAUUUAACACCAGUGAAAUCAAAAAUAAGCAAACACAGCUCAGUAAUGAGUUAAAAUCCAGACCCAGAAAACAAGAUCCGGUUGUUGAGUAAAAUGGUGAAGUUAGUUUACAACGAUGUGUUUUGGGAGCCGUUGGGUAUAUAUUCUGUAAUAACCCGUUAGCUUGGCUACAAUAUGAUAUCCAAUCUGAUCCAAUCCACGUUAUUUAUAUAGCACAAUUUUAACAAACACAAGGUUUCUAAAGUGCUGCACAGCCAGGUAACAUCGAUAAGUAGACAAUAUUGGACAUUAUUGUUGGAUGGAAAAAGCUGUGCAGCAGUUGGAAGACUGGGGAGUGCAGAUAUGAUUUUGUGACUUUAAAAAAAGUAAAAGAUAGUAUAUGGCAAAUAAAAUCUUGGUGUAAGGUAUAAGAACAGGCUAUAAGCCAUCAGUAAAGUUCAAAUAUUAACAACAUUUAAAAUAAAUGAUUAAAAUGUACCAUAUUAUAAAUACAGCAUCAAUACAUCCAAACAUUCGUGUCUUCUAAUAAGCAAAAGACCACAGUUCAGCGGUAAGUUUAGUUUAGUCUGCUGGAAAAGAUGCAAACGUAAAAAUAAGCUAGUACAUGGAAGAAAAAUGAUUGCUCAGACACUCACCUGCUGAGUGAGCAGAUAUAUUUGAAUCGGGUUAAAAGCGCUUUGUUUCAGAAGGUGGAGUUGUUGGCGUGUAAAGGCUAGUUUUAAAAUGUUUUUAGACCACUGAUUAAAACUCAAAUGACUAUAUCUGACAAAAAAGUAUUAGACACAAUUCUCAUGAUAGUUGAGGGAGGAAAAAUCAAAAAGGAAAGGUGUCACAUAGACCUGUAUUGAUCAUUUUUCCUGGAGACUUAUUGACGAUGAGAAGCGGUGAUCAAAGCCUCGUGCUCGUACGGCCCCACGUGUGCCUCCCAGUUACUAGAUCAGGAAGUAAAAGCCUCAUUGCGCAACAUACUGCACGUACACGUCCCCAGGCCGCUGAUGUAAUCUGCUGUUAAAAAGCGACGCGAACUGAAACAUGCAUAUAUAUGUGUGUGUGUGUGUGCGUGUGUGUGUGUGUGUACAUGUACGAUGCUCAGUAAUCCUGAGGUUGAUCAUACUGGUCACAACAGUCUGUUAGAUGAAAUGUUGAACAAAAGUGAAAUGAAAAUAUAUAACUGUUGGUGUGGUUUUGUAGAAUUUUAUUGUGUUGUGCUCUGUUGGAUGGUUUUCGUGUUUUGUCAUGAUGAACAUUACAUCUGACAGCACAGGUUUUACGACUUUCUCACUUUAACAGUGGUGCCUUGAUUUUGAUCAGAGCCACCGCAAUUUUAUAAAAUUAUCAAGUGAAAGAAGCCCAACCUCAACUCAGAGGUACAUUGCUGUAAUCCCUCAAUUUUCUAAAAGUGGGGAGUAGGGCCUGUCUGAUGUACUGUGACUCGCUCUGCUGUUUUGUGACAGAAAUCUUAAAAUCUGUAAAAGUGAUGCAUGACGCGGCGACGGGAGUGUAAUCUUUACUUUUGUUCUUACCUUUUAUAGGAUAAGGGGGCUUGACGAUUUCUGAUCAUCCCAUAGGGAAAAAGGAAACGACUGUUAUGUUGGCCAUGAUUUUUAUGAAUCUACAAUAAAUUAUAUAUUUUUAUACACCAA
Messenger RNA from Plectropomus leopardus (leopard coralgrouper), 3370 nucleotides. Lineage: Eukaryota; Metazoa; Chordata; Actinopteri; Perciformes; Serranidae. The record is from RefSeq and is a predicted model, not a curated record.